GGAGAGAACGAGUUUGGCAUGCGCGGACACGCGGAUGCGGAUUAUCGCGGUACACUGGACCUGAGCUCAGCAUCACUACAGCAGCGCUCCAGCACUCGCAACCUGGAUUUAACAUUUCUUGAGAAACACUGUGAAUAAACAGGAUUGUAAAUUAGGGGAAUUCAUUCUUCUUGGUUUAUAAGGUUAGGCAUACAUGUAGCUGUUACCAUGUGGCGAUAUAACAGAAUCACAAAUAUGGAGCAUCUGUGUUUAAAUCCUGGAAGUCUGCUCGAGAGAACAUCAUCAGUCCAGCCUUGCUAACACAGCCUCGCUUGUCCAUUUCUCGUCUAAAGACUCUUCGGAAUUAAUCCUGGUGGCCCUAAACAAAUUUUGGAAUAGCAGUCCCGUGGCCUUACCUUCUUCGUCCACAUGGUUAUCAUCUUAAGGAUUUGACAUUUCUUCAAUGGGCUUCCCAUCACAUACCAGAAAACUCAAUUGAGGAAUUUAUUGUGUUCGUUGCCUGAGGAACUCUCAAAAUCAUUGUUACCAUGCCUCCCCUUUGCCGGCCCCAUUGUGUACUAUUGCUGCUCAGCACCGUCCUGAGUCUCGGUUUGGGCCUAGAAUUCACCGGCUCUGAGGGCCAGUGGGCACGCUAUCUUCGCUGGGAUGACAGCACCAGAAGUGACCUCAAAUUUCAGUUUAAAACGGCAAUAUCAGACGCUCUGGUUCUCUACUUCGACGAUGGAGGAUACUGCGACUUCUUGCUCCUGACCAUCAAAGAAGGCAAGCUUAAGUUGCUUUUCAGCAUGGACUGUGCAGAAACAACAAUAACCUCUGACAAGUUGGUCAACGAUAGCCGCUGGCACUUCGCCACCAUCAGCAGACACAACUUGCGAACAGUGCUGGCGGUAGACGGAGAGUCCAAAGCGGAUGAGGUGAGACCGCAGAGGCAGUUUAUGAAGAUCGUCAGUGACCUGUAUGUUGGAGGUGUGCCUCAGGACAUUAGGACAUCUGCCCUAACUCUACCAGCGGUUAAGGAGAUGACACCGUUCAAGGGGAUUAUUACGGAUCUGGGUUACGGAAAUCAGGUUCCAACGCGUUUGGGAAGCCAAAAAGUCCGAUUAGAGAUGGAAGGCUUGUGUACAGAGAACCCCUGCGAAAAUGGAGGCAUCUGCACCAUGGCUGAUGGCGAGGCUUACUGUGACUGCUCCAGAACGGGAUAUGUAGGCCGGUACUGCAAUGAAGCUGUCAACAAAACCCCUGGGUUCGCGCAUAUGGUGAAGUCUCCGCAAGGUAGAAACAAAGCACGUGAGGAGAACGUGGCGACGUUCAGGGGUUCCGAGUACUUCUGCUAUGACUUGUCUCAAAAUCCCAUCCAGAGCAGCAGCGAUGAGAUCACCCUGUCCUUCAAAACCUGGCAACGCAACGGUCUCAUCCUGCACACGGGCAAGUCGGCUGACUACGUCAACUUGGCGCUGAAGGACGGCGCUGUCUCGUUGGUCAUCAACCUGGGCUCAGGAGCCUUCGAGGCUAUAGUUGAGCCUGUCAAUGGAAAGUUCAAUGACAACGCCUGGCAUGACAUCAAAGUGACACGCAACCUGAGACAGCACUCAGGCAUUGGACACGCUAUGGUGACUAUAUCAGUAGAUGGUAUACUGACCACCACCGGAUACACACAGGAGGAUUACACCAUGCUGGGCUCGGAUGAUUUCUUUUACGUGGGGGGGAGCCCGAGCACAGCUGACCUGCCUGGAUCUCCGGUCAGCAAUAAUUUCAUGGGUUGUCUGAAAGAGGUGGUGUACAAAAAUAAUGACAUACGACUGGAACUCUCUCGCCUGGCCCGCAUCGCAGACCCCAAGAUGAAGCUUCAGGGAGACGUGGUGUUUAAAUGUGAGAACGUCCCCACCCUAGACCCCAUCUCCUUUGAGACGGCAGAGUCCUUCCUCAGCCUGCCCAAGUGGAACACCAAGCGCGUGGGCUCCAUCUCAUUUGACUUCCGCUCCUCAGAACCCAAUGGUCUCAUCCUCUAUACGCAAGGCAAGCCCCAGGACAAGAAGGACUCUCGCAAUCAGAGGAGCAACAAAGUGGAUUUCUUCGCUGUGGAGCUUCUGGAUGGAAACCUUUAUCUUCUGUUAGACAUGGGAUCGGGAACCAUUAAGGUCAAAGCCACACAGAGUAAGGUGAACGAUGGAGUGUGGCAUCACGUAGACAUCCAGAGAGAUGGAAGAUCAGGUAUUAUUUCCGUGAACAGCCGUAGGACUCCGUUUACUGCCAGUGGAGAGAAUGAGAUUCUGGACCUGGAGGGUGACCUGUAUCUCGGAGGUCUCCCGGACAACCUGUUUGGCCUGGUGCUUCCCACCGAACUUUGGACUGCUGUGCUGAACUAUGGCUACGUGGGCUGCAUCCGCGAUCUCUUCAUUGAUGGACGCAGUAAGGACAUCAAGCAGAUCGCAGAAUUCCAGAACAGGGCUGGUAUUAAGUCUUCCUGCAGCAAAGUAACAGGAAAACAGUGUGACAGCAACCCCUGCAAAAACAACGGCAUAUGCAAGGAAGGUUGGAAUCGCUUCAUCUGUGACUGCACUGGAACCGGUUACUGGGAUCAGACCUGUGAGAGAGAGGCGUCUAUCCUGAGCUACGACGGCAGUAUGUAUAUGAAGGUGGUGAUGCCCACUGUCACACAUACAGAAGCUGAGGACGUGUCUCUGCGCUUUAUGUCCCAGCGUGCCUUUGGUCUGUUGAUGGCAGCCACGUCACGUGAGUCCGCAGACACACUGCGUCUGGAGCUGGACAGCGGCCGCGUCAAACUGACCGUCAACUUAGAUUGUGGCAGGAUAAACUGUAACGCCAGUAAAGGCCCAGAGACACUGUACGCAGGCCUGAAGCUGAAUGACAACGAGUGGCACUCGGUUCGGGUGACGCGGCGUGGUAAAAACCUCAAACUCAUGGUGGACGAUGAUGUGGCAGAAGGUCAGAUGAAUGGUGACCACACUCGUCUGGAGUUCAGUAACGUUGAGACCGGUAUCCUGACCGAGCGGCGCUUUGCCUCUACGGCGCCAUCCAACUUCAUCGGUCACCUGCAGGGUCUAAAAUUCAACGGCCUCCUCUACAUCGACAUGUGCAAGAAUGGCGACAUCGAGUUCUGCGAGCUCAACGCUCGCUUUGGCACGCGCUCCAUCGUGGCCGACCCGGUCACCUUUAAGACGAAAGGAAGCUACCUGGGUCUUGCUACGCUUCAGGCUUACAGUACCAUGCACCUCUUCUUUCAGUUUAAAACCACCUCGGGAGAUGGUUUUAUACUGUUUAACAGUGGAGACGGGAAUGAUUUCAUUGCCGUGGAGCUUGUCAAAGGGUAUAUCCACUAUGUGUUUGACCUGGGAAACGGGCCGAGCCUUCUGAAGGGAAACAGCGACAGUCCACUCAAUGACAACCAGUGGCACAAUGUGGUGAUCACACGGGACGCCAGCAACACACACACGCUCAAGGUGGACGCCAAGUCUGUCAGCCAGGUUGUCAAUGGAGCAAAAAAUCUAGACCUGAAAGGCGAUCUAUUUGUGGCCGGUCUGGGGCCCAACAUGUACCAAAACCUGCCGAAGUUGGUGGUAUCUCGUGAGGGUUUCCAGGGCUGCUUGGCUUCCAUGGAUCUUAACGGUCGUUUGCCGGACCUCAUAAACGACGCUCUGUUCCGCAGCGGACAAAUUGAACGCGGUUGUGAAGUUGGUUUCACUAAAGCUGACCUGCAAGGUCCCAGCACCACAUGCCAAGAGGACUCGUGUGCCAACAUGGGUGUAUGCAUCCAGCAGUGGGAGAACUUCACCUGUGACUGCUCCAUGACCUCCUACUCCGGCACUCAGUGCAAUGACCCUGGAGCGACGUACAUCUUUGGAAAAGGCGGAGGACUUAUCACAUACACAUGGCCCAAUAACGAGAGACCCAGCACUCGAACCGAUAGACUGGCGGUGGGCUUCAGCACCACCAUCAAGGACGGGAUUCUGGUCCGCAUCGACAGCGCCCCCAGACUAGGAGACUACAUCAUGCUUCAUAUCGAGGAAGGAAAGGUGGGGGUAACCUUCAACAUCGGCACCGUGGACAUCAGCGUCAAAGAGAUGUCUACAGACGUCAACGAUGGGAAAUAUCACGUGGUGCGCUUCACAAGGAAUGGGGGGAACGCCACCUUACAGGUGGACAACUGGCCAAUCAACGAGCACUUUCCAUCAGGCAACAGCGACAUUGAGCGUUAUCAAAUGGCUAAUAAGAAAAUCCCGUUCAAAUAUACCCGGCCGGUCGAAGAUUGGCUACAUGAGAAAGGUCGUCAGCUGACCAUUUUUAACACCCAAGCCACCAUCUCGAUAGGCGGCAAUGACCGCAAGCGUCCGUAUCAAGGCCAGCUUUCGGGGCUCUAUUACAACGGUCUGAAGGUUCUCAACAUGGCAGCUGAAGGUCAUGCCAACAUCAAGAUUAAUGGCAGCGUGAGGUUGGUGGGGGAAGUGCCCACUAGCAGGAGUCCCUCACGCACCACCACCUCUAUGCCACCGGAGAUGUCCACCACUUUCAUCGAGACCACCACCACCCUGUCGACCACCACCACCAGAAAACAGCGCUCACCGCCCACUAUUCAGACGACGGACGACAUCGUGUCCUCAGCAGAAUGUUCCAGUGAUGACGAGGACCUGGAGGAGUGUGACGGGGGACACACAGGAGGGGAGUUAGUCAUCCCCAUUCUAGUCGAGGAUCCUAUAGACAUCCCUCCCGUUUUCACUCGAGUCCCUUUCAUCCCUCUUCCCCCAACCCUUCACCCCGUCCUCACCAUUAUUGAAACCACCAAAGAGUCCCUGUCAAUUGCCACCGAAGCGGGGGUACCUUGCUUGUCGGACCGAGGCAGCGAUGAUUGUGAUGAUGAUGGUGAUGAUGAUGAUGGUGAUGGCUUGGUGAUAUCGGGGUUUGGCUCAGGGGAGGCCUUCGACUCGAGCCUCCCCCCCACUGACGAUGAAGAUUUUUACACCACCUUCUCCCUGGUAACAGAUAAGAUCUUGACCACGUCGACCUUCGAAGGCGGCUACAAAGCUCUCGCACCCAAGUGGGAAGUAAAGGACUUUAAGCCUAACAAGGCCUCUGAGGCGGGCAGGCCUACGGUUGUCCCACCUCUGCCUGACCUCAGAAGCUCGGCAUCGUCGCCCGUCAUGCCCGAGACCGCGCCCAAAAUCCCAGCCGGGAAAAUGAACAACCGCGAGAUCAAACCCCAACCGGACAUAGUGUUGCUACCGCUCCCCACGGCUUACGACGCAGACGGCACCAAACCCAGAGGGCCAUACAUCACUCAGCCCAUGUUACGCACUAUCCCCAGCGCCCUGCCCACAGUUCCAGGUAUCAGGAGACUGCCCCCCGGUGCCUCGGAGGUGAUACGCGAGUCUAGCAGCACAACGGGCAUGGUGGUGGGUAUAGUUUCCGCUGCCGCCCUGUGCAUCCUCAUCCUCCUCUAUGCCAUGUACAAAUACAGGAACAGGGACGAGGGCUCGUAUCAGGUAGACGAACAGAGGAACUACAUCAGCAAUUCAGCACAGAACAACGGCACUGUAGUGAAAGACAAACAACCCAGCACUAAGGGUGCCGGCAACAAGAGACCCAAAGAUAAAGACAAGGAAUACUAUGUAUAAAACAAAAUCCCACACACAAACAUUUGAGAAAUCUUGGACUGGGAGCAGUGAUUUCACACCGAAAAUGCUUUAAGAACUCAAUCGCGCUGAGUCAAAAUGGACCCAUUUCCAAGUUCUGUGAUUUGAAGCACACUUAAAACGGUAAGCGUAGGGAGAAGGCGAGAAGGACUCUGGGGACCUUGAUACCUUACUUUCUGUCUGGUUGUGGGACAGUACCAGUGUAAAAUAUCUCAUUGUUACAUUGUUACCCCUCAAGUGACUUUCAGAGGUAUGAAAAUCCUUGGUGUAAAAAAGACGAAAGAAAAAAAAACAAAGCAACCCUUGUCCAUCAUAAUCCUGUACAAAACGACAAUGAUCAUGGGUCAUGAUUUUGGGCAUGCAUGUGACGUGUGUGAUGUAGUACUGAUAUCUUUGCAAAGAUGAGAUUGGGAGGAUGAGUUGUUGUGGAGACCAAGUGGGAAAAUUUGCCAUAAAACGCAGUACUAUUUUAACCCACGCUGGAGGGGAAACCAUCCAUUAGACAAAUGGUGUUUUUUAAUUGUGUUGGAAUAUGUGUUUCAGGGGUUUACCAUGGAAAAUGACAGAUGAACUUUUUCUAGUUUUUGUUAACAUUUUUUUCUCCGUUAGCAUUCUCCUUUUUCCUUUGAUUUCUUUGUCAUUUUCUCUUUCGGUGUCUGUCAAAAACAGACUCGCACUGAAUGAAACUCUGUCAUGUGUAGCCAGAUUCACCUUAGGAAUGGAAAACGAGACAUUCUGUAGUACAUCAUAAAUUUCUGUCAUAAAUGCUUAAGUCAUUUGCUUAACACAUUUCACACCAUAUGGAGCAACUGUGAGCGAAGCAAUGCACGGCAGAGGGCUGGAGUUGAUUUACAGAAGCUGAAUCCAAUGUGAACAAGUGUAUAUUUCAUGUCACAGUCAACUGUGUCAAACAAUAAAUAUGUUUACAUAUUUUGUUACAUCAUAACUGUUGUACUUUGUAGCUCAUCAUUCUACAUGAGUUGAUUUUGAGAUUUUCGUACUCUUUCUGUACUAAUUGAACAUUAAGUUUAGUUUAUUGCAGUUCAGACGGUGGGGUGCAAAAGUCUACGACCACUAAUCAUAUGAAUGAAAAAGUCUAAUAUAAGAUUUGAAAUUAUGCUGAGGUAACAUGGAUGCUGCAGCCUAUGACUACAUGGACACCAGAACAAAAUAUGCAUUUACAGUACAUGCACUCUGUUGGCAGCUUACUUUCAACCCCAAUAUACAUGCGGUUUAGUCAGUAACAAGGUUUUUUUCUACCUUCACAACAGGGUUUCUUUUAACAGUGUGGUUUCAUUAUCUUACUCCCUAACCAUAUGACUCCAGUGUCUACCUACUAGUGUUGUCACCAUACCAUAAACAUAUCUUACAAUACUUUACCAGUUGAAGUAUCACGAUACCAUGUAUUAUCCUGAUAUUGUGCCCUGUUCUGGUGAUUCAUAAUUAAAAUCUACAAAAUGAACCAAAAUGACCUAAAUAUUCAGAUCUAGAGGAAUCAGUCCCAGUUUUGAAUACUUUAAUAUGAUAGAAUACAAGGCCAAACAUACAAAUGGCAUGAAGCAAUCCACAUGAAAAAAUACUGCAGUAUACUUUUAUACUUACUAUAGUAAACUGUGGUAAACUAGUGCAGUAUUACUUCACUUAUUGAAUGUGUACAACAGUAUUUUGUAGUAUUAACUAUAGCUUUCCUAUAGCUCAGUGGUUAGAGCAUGGCGCUAGCAACCCCAAGGUUAGAAACAAAAUGUAUAGUAUGAUGCAAUGUGAGUCGCUUUGAAUAAAAGCGUCUGCCAAAUGCAUAAAUGUAAAUGUAGUAAUUGGAUAAACUAGUAAAUAUUCUGGUGUAAUAUUUACUGUGGUAAGAUGUCUAGGAAUUUAACCACAGUUUACUGUGGUAAAUACAUAUAUUGUAUACUGUAAUAAGUAUACUACAACAGUUUUCAUGUGGGAACGAAUAGAAUGUACAACAUUUCAACUAUACAGCAACAUUGUAAAAAAAGCUUAGAAAAACAGAAAUUUUCUGGCAGCUAGGUCGCCAGAAAUAUUACAUAAAAUAACAGUUUUUCCUGUAAAAUUACAUGGUUUACCCUGUUUUUCUUAUAAAUCCGCGGUCUUCUUCUGUAAUUUGACAGGUUUUUUUUACCGUGUUUCAAAAAUACACAAAAUAAAAUUUAGAAAACUGUAAAAUUACGUUUUUGUUUACAGUGAAUGUUUGAACAUAUGCAAGGCAACGUAAAAUUACAGUUUUUUGGACAUUAUAUGUGGACAAAUCUGUACCAAAAAAACAACAACAAUAAAAUUCUGUAAAAUAGUAUUUUUUACAGUGAAUGUUUGAACAAAUGCAAGGCUUUCCUGACACUAAAACGGCCAGUAGGUGGCUGCAAAUUUUCACUAAGUGAACGAAUCAUUCAACCGAUUCGUUCAAAACAGCUGAUUUAUUCAAGAACGUUGCAAGAGACUUUUUGAAAUAACUCAUCCAAUCGUUGACUCGUCAGAAUUGUUCAAAACAUGGAUUUAUUUAUAAACGAAACACAGCUGUGUUAGAGAAUGUUUAAAAAUCAGCCUUUUUUUGUUUACAUGACUAGAAAACUCACCAACUUUUUAUUUUUGAAAUGCUACUUUCUGCAAAAACCCUGGAAUAAACCGUUUUCUUAAAUGCAUGGAAAUGCCAUGACAGCUGGAGUGCAUGCUAUCAAUAAUGUAAAAGCAGACAUACCAAAUACUAACACAUGUUUCACUCAGAUUGUUAUGCAUCAGCAAAACAAAAUCAAUUGAAAUUACAUUUUGUAUUAAAUUUGAAAAUAAUUUCCACUAGUGUUCUCUGACGUUUGAACCCCACUGCACAUGGAGAAAGUGUUAUGAAAGAGUAUUGUUGGGUCAAUCCAUCUCUAGGGUUUUGUAUAAGUCACAUGUAUGAGUAAGACUGCAAGACGUCAACUGAUAGAAAUUGCCCUCCACACUUGAAUCCAGGCUCCAUGUCACUGGUUAUUUAACUCCAGGUUCUUGUUUUCUAUUUAAACAAUGUUACAAGUGCUCACAUAAUAAAGGUGGAUGAUGGAUUCACACUGCUGCCACAUGGAGCUGAGGAUGAUUUGUUUUUUGUUUUUGUUUCGUUUAAUGUAUUUAUGAUUUUUCAAUAUGUUCCGCUGUUAUUGUGCAGUCUUUAAGUUUGUUGAUUUAUGACCAUUUGUGCUGGCAGUAGUUGGAAUUUGUCAUCUUUUCUACUCAUGUUCAUUUCUUGUUUUGUUAUCGCGGCACUCUGAUUUGUGCGCCGUCAUUUUGUGUUCUUCGUUUCUCGAUUCGUCAAUUAUUGUUUUCACUCUUGACUUUCAGCUGUCCAGCAAUAAAAUGUUCCCAAUUGUUUUCAACGC
This is a messenger RNA of Triplophysa rosa, 9016 nucleotides long. It is a transcript of the gene nrxn3b, whose product is annotated as neurexin 3b. Lineage: Eukaryota; Metazoa; Chordata; Actinopteri; Cypriniformes; Nemacheilidae. The record is from RefSeq and is a predicted model, not a curated record. Bases 528 to 5630 code for a protein of 1700 amino acids. The transcript is spliced from 24 exons.